Molecule: messenger RNA, 2884 nt
Organism: Helicoverpa armigera (cotton bollworm)
Lineage: Eukaryota; Metazoa; Arthropoda; Insecta; Lepidoptera; Noctuidae
Exons: 2
Coding region: 308-2884 (858 amino acids)
Molecular function (GO): nucleic acid binding; zinc ion binding
Source: RefSeq, a predicted model, not a curated record
UAUAAAAUUAUGUUAUUUUAAAUGAGUUGUAUAAAUAUUUAAUUAAAGUAAAUUUAAGGAUAAAUUAUUGAUGGUUAAUAUAAUUUUUGUGCUGGCAACACGACACGGAGACUAGAGCUCGGUGGGGUGAUGACAGCUGGCAGGCAGUUGGUUUUUUCCACGGAACGAUAGCUGGAGGUUGUCUGAUUGUACAUUGUAUACUUAUCGUGGACUAAUAUUGUAAAACCGUGUAAAAGGUGUUACGUUACGGAAUAAAGAAGAUUUGUGUACCAAUCCCGUUGGUUUUAUUAUACUUCAGAAGUGAACGAUGGAGAGAUCGAAUUCUCGGCGCCUGGAGACUCCUCCAGGUGGCACUGGUUCGCGAGGGCGAGAUUAUGAAGAAAUUAGACGAAGUCGCAGCCGCAUUCGUCGAGACAGCCCACCGGAGCACCGCCGAAGCCGCCUGAACGAGAGCCGGAGUUCACGCGACAGCGACAAACUACGUGCUCUGGAACGAGAAAUGGAACAGGAACGCAGAAGACUUCGAGAAUUGCAAGAUGAUUUGGACAGGGAGCGUACACGGCUGCGGAAAACUGUGAGUAAUCAACGAGAAUGUAUUCAACCACAUGUGUGCCUCACGGAACUGGAACAUACCACAAAUCAGUUUGAUAAAAAUUCUCGUAAACGACUGCGUACUCCAAGUAAAAAUAACGAAGGCCCCGAGCCUCGCAGAUCCCACAACGAGCGACAUUCUCCUCGGUUAGGCAGAUCAGUUAGUCCUUCGUUUACAACAAAGGACCUUAUAGGUAUUCUAAGUAACUUAAAAUAUCUACCGCCCCAGCCAUCGAGUACAUCCGUUACUUAUACUUCUAACAAUCAUAAAAAUAUUUUGCCUGACUUUGAUCCAUCAGUAAAAUGCCAACGCGUAGAUAUAUGGCUAAACAAAGUGAACGAAUGUGCUACGGUUUACGGCUGGGACGAUAAAACCACAAUCCAUUUCGCAAUGCAGAAGCUCCAGGGUUUGGCCAAAACCUGGUAUGAGAGUUUGCCGUCAAUUUUGUACAGUUGGUCCGAGUGGCAAAUUAAAUUAACGAAGGCAUUCCCCUGUGAACAGAAUUAUGGCCAAAUUCUGGAGGACAUGCUGAAAAGGAAAAGUAGGAUUAACGAACCGAUUGAAGUAUACUUCUACGAAAAACUGGCUUUAUUAAACCAAUGCAACAUCGAUGGUAAACAUGCUGUUGAUUGUAUUAUUCAUGGACUGACUGACAGGACUAUGAAAUCUAGUGCUAUAACAUUACGCUGUGCUCACCCGGAGCAAUUGCUACAAUUUUUAAUGAGCAAUAAGGAUUCUUCACAAUCGCACUCAUACGACAGAACGUUUUACAAAACAAAAUAUGGAGGUGACAGCACAAGUACUAACAGUAGUUCUACUAAAGCUAAAAUACCAUUUCCAAAUAGCGCUAUUUAUUGCUACAAUUGUAAAGAGAGGGGGCAUCCGUUUUUGAAAUGCCCAAAGCCUCUUUUGAAGUGUACCGCUUGCAACAGAGUUGGUCACAAGACUGAAAAUUGUUUUAGCAAUUCAAAAGAUAGCAAAACUGACACCCUCCAAAAGACACUGUGUAUUUCAAACAUAAGCCCUAACUCAAAGUUUUUCAAAGAUGUAACCGUGAAUAGUAUUCCUACAAAAUGUUUUAUCGACUUUGGUAGCGAGGUAACCUUAAUUAGGCAGUCUGAUGCGUCACGGUUAGGAUUGAUGAGUAGCGAUGAAACAACUGCUUUGAAGGGGUUCGGUAACGAAAUAGUACAUACUCUUGGUACCGCAACUAUAAAUAUGGUUGUUGAUGGUGUUGUUGCUGAUGUAGUUUGUCAUAUUGUUCAAGAUGAAUUUUUGGAAUACCCGUUAUUAAUAGGUCAGUCGUUUACCGAGCAAUCGCAUGUCACAGUUUAUAAGACCGCCGAUAAGCUUACUUUUCUUGAUUUCGGUAACGAAAUGCCCUUUUCUCAAGCGAAAAUAUACUCCAAUGCAACAAUUAAGUUACUUGCAGCCUCUGACAUAAGUGUUUGCGGAUUAGCUAGUGUGAAGUCAUUUGUUGAACCCCAGGUAAAAGGCGAAAUAUUGGUAACCAGCAGGGUUAUUGGAAAGCCUUGUCAGCAAUUAGCCGUCUUAGGAGGCGUUUAUCCAGUAAACAACGGAGCGGUCUAUAUCUUGGUAUCUCCCAUAUCAUCAUCCACUCUAAUCAGAGGGGGGAUGAAUAUAUGUCGCGGUACGGAGAUUAAGGUAGUAAGUAGCAUAGUCAUGUCUGUUAGCGAGCUACCAGAAACCUCGAUUGAUGAGACUCAGAUACGUAUAGGCGCUACGAUUGAGGAACCUCACCGCGAAAUACUUUUGGCAUUAUUACAUAAAUAUCGACAUUGUUUUGCGUCGACUUUAAAGCAGUUAGGAUGCACUAGUGCCACGGAAAUGUCUAUUGAGCUAAACAACACAAAACCGAUUGUCUAUCGGCCGUACAGACUUUCACAUAAGGAACGUGAAAAUGUUCGUACGAUGAUAGACGACAUGUUGGAAGCAGGCAUUGUGAGAGAAAGUGUGUCAAAAUAUGCUAGCCCCAUUAUUUUAGUUCGAAAAAAGGAUGGUAAAUUACGGAUGUGCGUUGACUACAGAAUGUUAAAUUCUGUCACAGUUAAGGAACGUUAUCCGAUGCCUAACAUAGAAGAUGAAAUUUCGCGUUUAUCAGGGCAGGCAUACUUCGUCACGCUUGAUUUAACAUCAGGCUACUACCAAGUACCUUUAUCCGAGAAGUCACGGCCUUUAACGUCAUUUGUCACUCCGGAUGGCCAGUACGAGUUUAAUCGUAUGCCAUUCGGGUUAAUAUGCGCCGGCCGUGUUUCAAAGGAUGAUGCAUAA